This is a messenger RNA of Sinocyclocheilus anshuiensis, 2834 nucleotides long. RefSeq names its product alpha-adducin-like. Lineage: Eukaryota; Metazoa; Chordata; Actinopteri; Cypriniformes; Cyprinidae. The transcript has 15 exons. Gene Ontology annotation, molecular function: actin filament binding. The record is from RefSeq and is a predicted model, not a curated record. Gene Ontology annotation, cellular component: adherens junction; postsynaptic density; focal adhesion. Bases 141 to 2366 code for a protein of 741 amino acids. Gene Ontology annotation, biological process: barbed-end actin filament capping; positive regulation of adherens junction organization; positive regulation of establishment of endothelial barrier.
GUGAGACGCGUACAGAAACAAACGGCUGCAGAAAGAAACGGGACAAAAUCCCGCUACCGGAGAAAACCCUCGAGCUCCCCGCCUGUCCCCGAGUCGCUGCCCACUCCGACCGCACAUCUAGACCCAAAUAAGCGUGUGUGAUGAACGGAGCCUCAGGUGCAGGGGUGGUGACGGCCCCCCCGCCCACCAACCCCCCUCAUAAGGAGCGUUAUUUCGACCGCGUGGACGAGAGCAGCCCGGAGUACCAGAGAGAGAGGAACAUGGCACCGGACCUGCGGCAGGACUUCAACAUGAUGGAGCAGCGCAAGAGAGUCUCCAUGAUCCUGCAGAGUCCAGCGUUCUGUGAUGAGCUGGAGUCUCUGAUCCAGGAUCAGAUGAAAAAGGGGAAAACCCCCACCAGUUUGCUGGCGCUGCAGCAGAUCGCUGACUUCAUGACCACCAGCGUCCCCACCAUGUACCCCGCCGCGCCCCAGGGAGGCAUGGCAGCCCUCAACAUGUGUUUGGGGAUGGUGACUCCAGUGAAUGAUCUUAGAGGUUCAGACUCCAUCGCUUAUGAGAAAGGAGAGAAGCUCUUGCGCUGUAAACUCGCCGCGUUUUACCGCCUGGCUGACCUUUUCGGCUGGUCUCAGCUCAUCUACAACCACCUGACGGUCCGGCUGAACUCUGAACAGGAGCGUUUUCUGAUUGUCCCUUUUGGGCUUCUGUACAGUGAAGUCACUGCCUCCAGUUUGGUGAAGAUUAACCUGCAGGGGGAGAUUGUGGACAGAGGCAGCACUAAUCUGGGUGUAAAUCAGGCUGGAUUCACCCUCCACUCCGCCAUCUACGCUGCCCGGCCCGACGUCAAGUGCAUAGUGCACAUUCACACACCCGCUGGCGCCGCGGUGUCUGCUAUGAAGUGUGGUCUGCUGCCCAUUUCACCCGAGGCUCUGUCGCUGGGCGAGGUGGCAUACCACGAUUACCACGGUAUUCUGGUGGACGAGGAGGAGAACGUCCUCAUACAGAAGGACCUGGGUCCUAAGAGCAAGGUGUUGAUUUUGAGGAAUCACGGUCUGGUGUCUGUUGGAGAAACAAUCGAAGAGGCAUUUUACUACAUUCAUAACCUAGUCACAGCCUGUGAGAUUCAGGUGCGCACCCUCGCCAGUGCAGGAGGUCCUGACAACCUAAUAAUGUUGGACCCAGGCAAGUAUAAAUCCCGUCCACGCUGCCUCGAGCUGGUCGGAGACGGGUCGAGCUCGCACCCAAAGUGGCAGAUCGGGGAGCAGGAGUUUGAGGCCUUGAUGAGGAUGCUGGAUAAUCUGGGCUACAGGACCGGUUAUCCGUACCGCUGCCCUGCGCUGCGUGAUAAAGCAAAAAAGUACAGUGAUGUUGAGAUCCCCUCUUCAGCCACGGGCUACUCGUACGCUGAGGACAGUGACUCGGGUGCGCGCUCCCCGUUAAAGCACAGCUUUCAGCGGGACAAGAACCGCUGGCUAGCCUCCGGGAGGCCCGACGAAUCUGCAGAAGAGGGGCAGGACUGCAGCGGUAGCCCCAAGGUGAAGACUAAGGUGUGGACGAACAUAACACACGAUCACGUCAAACCCUUGCUGCAGUCUCUCUCAUCCGGUGUCUGCGUGCCAAGCUGUAUUACCAACUGCUUGUGGACUAAGGAGGACAGUCUCCGACAGGCUGCUGUGGCCAAUCAGUUUGUCCCUCUGAACACCAACCCCAAAGAGGUCCAAGAGAUGCGCAACAAGUACCAACCAUGUGUCAUCGUCAGUAAAACUGGACCGAACCCCUUCAACAAGCUCACAGACCAGGAGCUGGAGGACUAUCGCAAGGAAGUGGAGCUCAAGCAGAAAGGCACAGAAGCACAGGUCGAAGAUGUCACAUCCACGCAGGACACCUCCAUAAUCCCCAGCCGUGGCCCUGAAGCGGGUCAGGACAGUCCUGCGGAUCCUCCAGGACCCCCUCAUGAGGAGUUUCACUCCGCGGUGCUGGAAGCUCUGGGCUGUGAUGCUGAGUCUGAGCCGUCUGCAGGUCAGACACAGGAGGCAGAAGAGGAGACCGUUCCCAGCUCACCUGUGCUUGUGGAGGAAGAGGCCCAGCAGGAGCAGACGUUUAAAGACGAGAGUGACGCCGCCGCUUUAAGACAGACCCUCCCCGAUUUGACCCCCGACGAAGUCUCCGCCCUUCCUGCAGAAGACCCCGCCCCCGAGCAGACAGACCCCGCCCCUCAGCCAGAGGGGGAGGAGCCUGUUGCCGGGGACGAUGCGGCUGGUGAUCACGGCAGCGACGAAUCGCCCAACAAGUCCCCGUCAAAGAAGAAGAAAAAGUUUCGCACCCCGUCGUUCCUAAAGAAAAACAAAAAGAAGUCUGAAACCCAGUGAGGAAGCUUUGCUCAGGCUCUUGUUUUAUUAUUAAACACUCAGAUUGUUUUUAUUCUUUUAAUAAAUGCUUGCUGAAGUGCACUUUAAAGUGCAGCUCGUUAAGCAUGUUUUUUAUAAACCAAUAACCACCGUAAUGUAUCGCAAAUGUAUCCGAUGUUACUGUUAGAGGAAAUGAAUUGAUGAAAGACUUCCUCCUGGUGUUUAAUGAAAAUCUUUGCUCUGCUGCAUCUAUAAACACCUGGAGCGAAAUGCCUCGUAUGAUCAUAACAUCUCGCCUGACCAGAGUGUAAACAUGCUUGCGAUAAUAGAGUUUUUGGAUGGAAAUCGAAUGAGUUUUUGAAACGUGUGAAUCUCACAAAACCCGUGUAUCACACAUUUCGCUCUGAAGUCUGAGGAACGAAGACAUUCUUUGUUUUCUUUAAAGAAAAUGAAGCCUUUAUUGUGAUAUUUUCAUAACAAAUAAGCACA